GAUUUGACGGCAGGGGCGUUGUAUACUGCUCUUGAUGUGAUGGGAUAUGUUGGUAUUGUCUGAGAUUGUUUAUAUUUUGGAGUUGCGUCUGUGAAUUUGUACUCAAGAAACGUAAUUAGAAUUCGUCCGAAAACACAGCAGAAUGACCUGGGGUUUUGUAACUUGUGGUCCUAAUGAAGCAUUGGUGGUUUCAGGGUGCUGUUACAACAAGCCCCUACUUGUGCCUGGGGGAAGAGCAUUUGUAUGGCCCACAAUUCAGUGUGUGCAGAGGAUUUCCUUGAACACAAUGACCCUUCAGGUAGAGAGCCCGACAGUCUACACCAGCCAGGGGGUUCCAAUAUCAGUGACUGGGAUUGCACAAGUGAAAAUCCAGGGGCAAAAUGAGGAGAUGCUCCUUGCUGCUUGUGAGCAGUUUCUGGGGAAGCAGGAACAUGAAAUUCAACACAUUGCUCUGGUCACUCUGGAAGGACAUCAGCGUGCCAUCAUGGGUAGCAUGACUGUUGAGGAAAUCUACAAAGACAGGAAGAAAUUCAGCAAGCAGGUGUUUGAGGUUGCUUCGUCUGACCUGGUUAAUAUGGGCAUCACCGUUGUGUCGUACACACUGAAAGAUAUCCGAGAUGAGGAGGGGGCGAAGGGUUACUUAAAAAGUUUGGGAAUGGCAAGAACUGCAGAGGUGAAACGUGAUGCUCGCAUUGGAGAAGCUGAAGCAAGGCGUGAUGCCCAGAUUAAAGAGGCAAUUGCUGAGGAAGAGCGCAUGGCUUCAAGGUUUUUGAAUGACACAGAAAUUGCCAAAGCACAAAGAGACUUUGAACUGAAGAAAGCAGCAUAUGAUGUGGAAGUGCAGACAAAGAAAGCCGAGGCUGAGUUGGCGUAUGAACUCCAAGCUGCCAAGACAAAGCAACGCAUUAAGGAAGAGCAGAUGCAGAUCUUAGUUGUAGAACGAAGUCAGGAGAUUGCUGUGCAGGAUCAGGAAAUGCAGCGCAAAGAGAGAGAGUUGGAAGCUACAGUUAGGCGACCUGCAGAGGCAGAAAAAUACAAACUGGAGAAGUUGGCAGAAGCUAAUAGGAAUAGAGUAAUCCUAGAAGCUGAGGCAGAAGCAGAAUCAGUACGAGUGCGUGGAGAAGCAGAAGCAUUUGCCAUCGAGGCAAAGGCUCGAGCAGAGGCAGAGCAAAUGGCUAAGAAAGCAGAUGCCUGGAAGGACUACAAGGAAGCUGCCAUGGUCGACAUGCUUCUCGAUACUUUGCCAAAGGUGGCUGCUGAGGUUGCAGCCCCUCUCUCCCAAGCCAAGAAGAUUACAAUGGUAUCCAGUGGACAAGGAGAAAUUGGUGCAGCCAAAUUAACUGGAGAAGUUCUGAGCAUUGUCAGUAGAGUACCAGAAGUGGUCAAGAACCUUACAGGCGUUGACAUCAUAAAGUCUGUCCGUGCCGCUUGAAGAUCUCAUCUGAUGAAUUAUUCUAUUGCAUUUUUCUUCGUUUCAUCAAGUAAUAAGCUGUCAAUAUAUAGGCUAGUCAUACUUCAUUGUACUAUUCUCAUUUGUUUUAUUUUGACAGGUAUUUGUAAUAAGUACAUGUUGUUACAGAUAGCCUUUAUGCAGAGGUUUUGAGUGUGGGAUCCAUAACCAGAAUUCAUUGUAAUUUCCUUGAUGGAAAUGUUGCUAUUUGCAUUUAUUGAUCAGUUUAACAGUACUUUGUGAUUUAACAACUCAGUGAGAGAAUAAAUUAAUACAUUUACUGUCAGCCAUGGAAGCUGCUGAUCAACUGAGUGUGCUCUAGCACCAGUGAAAAUUUAUAAAAUCAUAGCUAGUAAAAAUAUUCAAUUUGUUUCCCUGUAGAUGUUACUCAGAUGUUAUAAAAAACAUCAUAGAUUAUAUUUCAGGCUUUGAAUUACUGAAAUGUGCAUGAUGUUUCAAUAUUUAAUAGAAGUGAUUAUUUUAUAUUUCUAGUGUGUAUUUGUAGCCAUGGCUAUGUAACCUACAAGGUGAAAUGGGGAUUCAUAUUUCUGGCAGUGAAUGUUUUAAUUGGUUAAUCCAGUAAAUGUUGUCUCUUUUUUUUCCCUUGGGAUAUAACUGUCAUUGGACUAUGUCAUUGUUGGUGUAUGUCUGGGCUGAGUUAAGGUCCUUUUAGGCUAUAGGCACUUCUGUUUCAUAGGCCCUAUGGUGGAGUUCUUGUCAUUUUAUAAACAAAUCCUGUUUCCUUGUUUUCUUCCUCAUUUCAUUUCUGAUGUCACACAAGGUGGCUUGGAACCAAGGAAUGAAGAGUGUGAUCCCUCCCUAGCCAAGUCAUGCUACCUUGUUACCCUGAAUCCCACAGAGCUGCUGGCUGAACACGUAUAUAUAUAUAUAUAUAUAUAACAGUGGCCUGUAUGGGCCCUUCCUAUACGUUCCUUUGAACAGGCUAAAAUAAAAAAAUCUUACUGGAACACUGUGAUGUCCAUGCCCGCCCGCCCACCAACCAACCUGGACCCUUCCAUAUUUCAGACUAGUCCUUUAGACCGAGGAUAUGCAACAUAUGGCCCCACAGGCCACAUAUGGCCCUUGUAACCUUUUUAUGCAUAUUACCAAGGAUCUGACAACACUACCAGAUGUAAGACCAAGCUGUACUCAUCCUUUGUUUCAUAUGCUCCCUCCAAGUCAGGAUACUUCACUGACAGUGGGACAUAUCAUCCUAUCUAGUACAAGUACUAUGAACUCAUCUCCUUUUUCCUCUUUGUGAAGAGCAAAAGUUCUCUCUUGUGAGGAUUUACAUGUAGGUCUUUGGUCCUGUACCAGCUUUUCGCUGUGUUCAGAUCCCUUACAUGAACUCUGGCAAUAUGUGCAAAUUCCUGUUAUCAUCAAGGCCAAGUAUGUACAAACCCCCUUCAUUGAGCCAUGCAAAGAGCCCAUUCACCACCAGGCUAAACAGUAAUGGGGACAAAGCCCACCCUACAGAAAUCCCUAUUCAACAGGCUCAACUUGCAUGUUGAUACAUUCUCAGUACCUACAAUAAUAUCAAACAUUAGAAGCCUGAUUCUCAAAUCCUCAAUAAGUAAAAGUGUUCAUGGUUGGUUUGUUUCAUUCUAGAGGGUGUGUAUUUUGAAAUGCAAAGUAUCAAAAUUAAAUUCUUAAAAUAUUUAAUGCUUCUGUAGAAGAUUCAAGAAAAAACUGCUAUUUUCAUCAUACAUUGUAUUCAUCUGACGUAUUUUCUUUGUCAGUAAUGUGGAUAAUCAGAAUAUAUAUAUUUGUUUUUA
This is a messenger RNA of Zootermopsis nevadensis, 3225 nucleotides long. NCBI's taxonomy places the organism in Eukaryota, Metazoa, Arthropoda, Insecta, Blattodea, Termopsidae. The record is from RefSeq and is a predicted model, not a curated record.